AGAGACAUCAUGCGCUCUCUGCUUCCUUUCCUCUACCUGUUCUCGGUCUGGACAAAAGGAGCCAGGCCGGCGGACCCCACCUUGCCCUUCAUGGAGUAUCUGGACCAGAACUAUAUGGUCUGCCUGAAGUGGGGCUUUGAUAACCCGCAAGGAAACAUUACAUUCAAGCUGGUAGUCAACACAACAGGCUGGGUGGGCUUUGGCUUCAGUCCGAACGGAGGCAUGAAGGGGUCAGACAUGGUCAUAGGGGGAGUUGGACCCAGUGGAAUCUACUUCACAGAUAGAUAUGCCACAGGGAACUCCAUGCCCUUGGUAGACGAGCAGCAGAGCUACACUCUCCUCUCUGUGACUGAAAGCGACGGUCAAACCAUCAUGACCUUUCGCAGGUCAAUUCAGUCAUGUGACCGCCAAGACUUCCACAUCACUGAUAAACCCAUUAAACUAAUCUAUGCCUAUGGAAUAACAGAUGAGAUUGCUUACCAUGGGGAUCGUACGGGCACCAAGGAAGUCAACCUGCUGAACUAUAAGCCCAGGACGACCUCAACCAACCUCAACUAUCUCAAUGCAACAGUGGACAAUAUCACUAUCCCUCAGAGUCGUACCUACUACCACUGCAAGGUCAUGCAGUUUCCAAACUUAAAAACAAAACAUCAUAUAUAUCAGAUUGAACCAGUGAUUGAGAACACUGACAUAGUGCAUCACAUGCUGCUGCACCGCUGCCCCACCUUUGUGACGAAGCCCUACGACAAGCCGUGCUUCAUGGGCGACAUGGGGGAUGCCUGCUUCGGGUGUCUAUCUGUGAAUGCUGAGAUUCAUUUUGUUGUCUGUAUUCUUGUGUGUAUAUCCUUGUCAGUGUUGUGCUGGUGCAAGCUAAUCCACAGUUUUUUAUUCCUGAAACCUAAGGCAUAUAAGCUUCCAGAAAAUGUGGGUAUUCCUGUUGGAGGUGAAGACACAUUCUAUCGGCUUGAAAUCCACUACAAUAAUCAAAACAGUAAAGCCGAUAGGACAGACAGCUCAGGAAUGAAACUGCACUAUACAGCCCAACUCCGGCAGCAUGAUGCGGGCAUCCUGACCACGGGUAUGCUGCCACUUGACCAUAUCCACUACAACAUCCCUCCAAAAGCCACUCAAUUCCACACCUACGGCGUGUGUAAUACCACCCUCUUUUCACAGCUUUUGAAUCCUGUGCCUGAAUUGCAAGUGUUCGCUAUGAUACUGCACACUCACUUGGCUGGGAGGAAGGUCAGAGUUGGCCACUACAGAAAUGGAGAGCAGAUAGACUUCUUGGGUUUGGAUGAAAACUUCAACUUUGAGUUUCAGCAGGUCAUCAGUUUGGGAAACAUCAAGACCAUUAAGCAGAGUGAUGAGAUUGCAGUGGAGUGCACCUACAGUACUACCGAUCGCACCAAUGUCACGAUGAUGGGAUUAGCAACUACUGAUGAGAUGUGCUUGGCGUUCCUAUUCUACUACCCUGCAAUCAAGAUCAACACAUGUGUUAGCCACCCAAAUACAAGCAUUUCUAAGGACAAGAAUGACAUAGCUGCACAGGAGAGUUUACUAAAGACACUUCCACAAAUUCAGUACAUCUCUGAUGACAAUACCAACUCAUCAUUUAACUUAUAUGGCACAGUCAGGGAGAUGAUGAAGACACCGACUGACACUUGUGAGAAUAAAAACGCGGCAAGCAGACGCAGCACUUCCUGGAUUAUGAACCCAGCAGGAAUCAUGCUACUGCUACUCUGGAUUGCAAUGAUGUAACGUGGUUGUAUGAGCAAUAGCUCCAAACCAUUGCAAUCUUGAUUUAAAAAAAAAAAAGGCACAGUUGAUAAAAUAUUAUUCUAAUCAACUAGCUAUAUUAAACUUUACAGGACAGGGUGUAUAACAUUUUCUAUGAUUUAUUUUUCUCCAUGCAUAGAACAUCUUUUGUCUUUGGUAUUGAUUAUUAAUCACAGAUUGGGUCAUAGUAUUAGUUACUUUCAAAUGUAUACAUAUACAAAAUUACAUUCAUUAGGGUAGAAGGUUUUAUCCAUAUCGCCUAACAAUUUCUCAUUUAGUCCAUGCAUACGCCAUGGCUAUAUGGCACUAACACUAUAUGCACUUA
Perca flavescens (yellow perch) is the source of this 2101-nucleotide messenger RNA. It is a transcript of the gene moxd1l, whose product is annotated as monooxygenase, DBH-like 1, like. Gene Ontology annotation, biological process: norepinephrine biosynthetic process; dopamine catabolic process; octopamine biosynthetic process. The transcript has 13 exons. Gene Ontology annotation, molecular function: copper ion binding; dopamine beta-monooxygenase activity. Gene Ontology annotation, cellular component: secretory granule membrane. The record is from RefSeq and is a predicted model, not a curated record. Lineage: Eukaryota; Metazoa; Chordata; Actinopteri; Perciformes; Percidae. The coding region runs from base 10 to 1758 and encodes 582 amino acids.